Messenger RNA from Pan troglodytes (chimpanzee), 249 nucleotides. RefSeq lists its product as uncharacterized. The record is from RefSeq and is a predicted model, not a curated record. The transcript has 4 exons. NCBI's taxonomy places the organism in Eukaryota, Metazoa, Chordata, Mammalia, Primates, Hominidae. The coding region runs from base 1 to 249 and encodes 82 amino acids.
AUGGAACACUCUGGCUGGAGUGCAGUGGCACAAUCUCGGCUCACCACAACCUCUGCCUCCCAGGUUCAAGUGAUUCUCAUUUUUGUAUUUUUAGUAGAGAUGGGAUUUCACCAUGUUGGCCAGGCUGGUCUCGAACUCCUGACCUCUGGUGAUCCACCCAGCUUGGCCUCCCAAAGGUUGCCACUAAAAUCGGAACUAUAUGACCCCAGUCCGGGUGUGAUGGAGAUGAAAGUGAUGGGCCAGAACUAG